This is a messenger RNA of Saxophila tyrrhenica, 510 nucleotides long. It is a transcript of the gene MRPS16, whose product is annotated as 37S ribosomal protein S16, mitochondrial. Gene Ontology annotation, cellular component: mitochondrial small ribosomal subunit; ribosome. Gene Ontology annotation, molecular function: structural constituent of ribosome. The coding region runs from base 1 to 510 and encodes 169 amino acids. The transcript has 2 exons. Gene Ontology annotation, biological process: mitochondrial translation. The record is from RefSeq and is a predicted model, not a curated record. NCBI's taxonomy places the organism in Eukaryota, Fungi, Ascomycota, Dothideomycetes, Mycosphaerellales, Extremaceae.
AUGGUCCUCCGCCUCCGCCUCGCCCGCAUACGCACCCCCGGCGGCUCCCGCCGCCACCACCCUCAAUACAAUAUCGUACUCGCCCACGCGCGUACCGCCCGCGACGCCAAACCCCUCGAAGUCCUCGGCACCUACAACCCGAUCCCGCAGAUGCCCGUGGGUGCAGAGCCAGGCGAUCGCAAGCAGAAGGAUGUCAAGGUUGAUGUGAGUAGGACGAAGUAUUGGUUGGGGGUUGGGGCGCAGCCGAGUGAUACUGUUUGGAGGUUGAUGGGUAUGAUUGGCUUGAUGCCGCCGAAGUACCUGCCUACUGGAGAGCAAACACAAAAUGCACUUAAGGCUGUACGGUUUCCAACACAUGUUUCUCCUGAGGAGAAGCGGGAGGCGCGAUGGAACCGGGAACGAUCGAAGGGCCCUAUCAUGAAGGCCAUGGAAGAGAAUGCGGGGAGGAGUAGAGAGGGCGAAGUCACGGGUGUUGGCAAUACCAGUCCACAGGAUCCGAACAAGGCGUGA